Ectocarpus sp. CCAP 1310/34 is the source of this 1673-nucleotide messenger RNA. Lineage: Eukaryota; Phaeophyceae; Ectocarpales; Ectocarpaceae. The record is from the annotation of a GenBank genome assembly.
CGCUCUUGUCAUGCUGCUUCACACCACGAGAAGACCUCGCUCCGCCCGGCACUUUCCAGAAAUCUCUGCAGGCUUACGGGUGCUGUAAAAGUCACAAGAUUUUCUGCGCAAGACGCUCAAAAGAAGCGUGUCCGGAGGAGAGGAACACGAGCGAACAACUCAUCUGGUACAACAGCAGUAUCCUGGAAAGAGGAGAGGACACACAACACCGCGGCACUGCUGCCUAGCCUACCGCGUGAAUAUCCCUCUGCCCAUUCCUCCUAGACGGCAGCGGCACACGGGGGGGGGUGGAUAGAAGCAACUCGACCAGCCGAGCGUCGAUAGCAACACACGAGGUGGACUGGCGAUCGGCGGACACUCGGCGGUACACACAGAGCAGGCAGGUUCCACCGCAUCUCGCCGCAUCCUGCCCAGACGAAGAAAAACUCUGCUGUCACAGCACCCCGUGCAACCAGCCGUGGGAAAAGAUGAUUUACAACCUCUACAUCUUCAACAGAAAGGGGAAGUGUCUGUACUACCGGGAGUGGAACCGGCCGCAGAACACGCUGGAGAACGCCGCGGACGAUGGAGAGGAGCAGCGGCUCAUGUUCGGCAUGCUCUACUCCCUCAAGGAGGUGGUCACGAAGAUGUCGACCGACCCGGCGUCCGCGGGGCUCCACGCUCUCAAGACGGACUCCUACACCCUGCACCACCUGGAAACCGGCAGCGGGCUGCGCUUCGUCCUCAACACGGACAAUAACGCCGGCGACCUCCGACCGACCCUCAGGCAGCUCUACUCGGGGAUCUUCGUCGAGUACGUGGCCAAGCACCCGCAGUUCAACCCGGUGGACGGCAGCCCGAUCCGGCUGCCGGCCUUCGAUUCAAGACUAGAGGAGUACCUCCGGAGCCUGGCUUGCUUCAAGUCUUGAUGUGUUUUUGGUGAUGGCGUGUGUGUGUUUUUGGUUUCUAUUGUUUAAGUGGACCGCGCAAUAACGAUGUGCUGUGUGUGUGGUUUGUGUUGCUUUGCUCCAGUAUGUAGGAGGUUUGCGUUGUAGGGCGGCGAUUGUCUUGACAGCACUUCUUCGACUUUGUCAUAUGGUGUUAGUCUAAACCAUGUGUACGGCUGCUUGCCAGCGUUCUUGUGUUCCUUUCUUCACCGACUAUGCUGCUCGUGCCACCGCUUUUUUGCAAAUUCGAACUAGUGAGUAACACGGGCUCCAACUUAUGCUAUAGCUCCCCUCUCGGUGAAGUUGCAUGUGCGUGUAGCGAGUCCCUCCGAAAUAUUGCCUGAUUUUUUCAGGUUGUGCGUUUGCCACGGAACCCUUGUAGACGUAUUCCGAGAUGGAGUUGUUGCUUGUCUGGAUCUGGGGGAUGUUCUUCCUGAACGUUCGACUUCGCCGCCGAACGGAAUUGCUUCGAUGACUGUCGAUGUUUGUGUGAUUGUGUAUUGUUUUUAUCAUUCCCGGAACAUACAGCAUUGCUCCGUUGGGGAAUGAAAGCUAUUGGGCGCGCUUUGAUAUGUGCCUGAUGGGGCGAACUCUUGAGCUGCUGCACAUGGUUGCAGGUGUUCGAACGCCCAUUGCCACACAACCCCGCGCCCCGUCAACCGGAAAGCACUCGUUGGGGUUGUUAGUCUUGGUGCAUCGUAUCACUGGGGUUGUGCUAGUCAGGCAUGGAAUACAACUCGCGAUGCC